CAGACGAAGGCACCGAAAUCAGUAUUGUCGCCGCCGACGCCGUUCGCUCCUCAAGACUUACAUCAUGGCACGCGGACCGAAAAAACACUUGAAGCGCCUUGCUGCACCCUCCUCAUGGAUGUUGGACAAGUUGAGCGGUACUUACGCUCCCCGUCCUUCUCCUGGUCCCCACAAACUCCGUGAAUCGCUCCCCCUCACCAUUUUUCUUCGCAACAGGUUGAAAUAUGCACUGAACGGCCGUGAAGUUACCUCAAUCGUCAAGCAGCGAUUGAUCAAGGUCGAUGGCAAAGUGCGCACAGACACUACCUACCCUACUGGCUUCAUGGACACCAUCUCUAUCGAGAAGUCCGGCGAGCACUUCCGCCUCCUCUAUGAUGUCAAGGGUCGUUUCACCAUCCACCGCAUCACUGCUGAGGAAGCCUCUUACAAGCUCCUCAAAGUCCGCACGGUUGCUCUCGGUGCCAAGGGUGUUCCCCAUGUCGUCACUCACGACGGCCGCACCAUCCGUUAUCCUGACCCUGCCAUCAAGGUCAACGACACUCUCAAGUUUGACCUUGAGUCGGGAAAAAUCACCGAAUUCGUUCACUUUGAUACCGGCAACAUUGUGAUGAUUACUGGCGGACGUAACAUGGGUCGUGCUGGUGUCAUCACACACCGCGAGAAGCAUAUUGGUGGUUUCGAUAUCGUGCAUGUCAAAGAUUCUUUGGACAGGACGUUCGCCACCCGUAUUUCCAACAUCUUCGUCAUCGGUGAUGGUUCAAAGCCCUGGAUAUCACUACCCAAGGGCAAGGGUACGAAGCUUACCAUCUCGGAGGAGAGAGAUCUCAGGAGGAGACAGCGGGCUUCUGCCGAACAAUAG
This is a messenger RNA of Suillus fuscotomentosus, 859 nucleotides long. Its product is annotated as ribosomal family S4e-domain-containing protein. Gene Ontology annotation, biological process: translation. The transcript is spliced from 5 exons. Gene Ontology annotation, molecular function: structural constituent of ribosome; RNA binding. The coding region runs from base 65 to 859 and encodes 264 amino acids. The record is from RefSeq and is a predicted model, not a curated record. Gene Ontology annotation, cellular component: ribosome; cytosolic small ribosomal subunit. NCBI's taxonomy places the organism in Eukaryota, Fungi, Basidiomycota, Agaricomycetes, Boletales, Suillaceae.